UUUGCAACAAGAAACCGUGUUUUUCAAUUUUCACGUGGAGGAAAUGAGAUUUACUCGGAAACGAGUUGAGUCGGAGUCGGAGUCCGAGUCGAGUGGAUUUGGGGUUAGGUAACAGAAACAUUGAGACCUAGCUUGUACAGAUCAGCAACAACCGACUUUUUGAAAAACGAAAUUUUCUCAACUUCCUAAAUUAACCUCACUUUUUAUUUUAUUUUAAUUUAUACUAAUAAAUCUUUCUUUCUCUUCUUCUUCUUCCUCUCAAUUUCUGAGUUCUUCUAUCUUUGUCUCCACCAAACCCUUUUUCUCUUCAUUUUUUCGCCCUUAACAACCUUCAAGUCGAUCGUUGAAUCUUCGUUCUCCUUUUUCACCGUCCACAAAGGAAUAACAAUCGAUUAAACAUGGAGAGAGUCGUCGGUGGAAAGUUUAAGAUUGGUCGCAAAAUCGGAAGUGGCUCAUUCGGUGAAAUUUAUAUCGCGUCAAAUAUGGAUAACUCUGAGAUCGUUGCCGUUAAGAUGGAAAACAGGAAAACAAGACAUCCACAACUAUUGUAUGAGGCUAAAUUAUACAGUAUUCUUCAAGGAGAUAGUGGUAUUCCAAGUAUGAAAUGGUGCGGUACUGAUGGAGACGAUAAUAUUCUGGUUAUGGAUCUUCUAGGACGUAGUCUGGAGGACCUUUUUGUCUUUUGUGGGAUGAAGUUUUCUUUAAGAACAGUUUUGAUGCUGGCCGACCAGAUGCUUUCGAGAAUAGAGUAUUUACAUUCCAAGGGAUUUUUGCAUAGAGACAUCAAACCGGAUAACUUCCUAAUGGGUCUUAGGAAAAAAGCAAGUCAGGUUUAUAUUAUUGAUUUUGGACUAGGAAAAAGAUAUCGGGACCCCAAAACAAACACACAUAUUCCUUACAGAGAGAAUAAAAAUUUAACAGGGACUGCACGUUAUGCAAGUUGCAAUACUCACUUAGGAAUUGAGCAAAGUCGUCGUGAUGAUUUGGAGUCUAUUGGCUAUGUUCUUAUGUACUUCUUAAGAGGAAGCCUUCCUUGGCAGGGUCUGAAAGCUGUCGACAAAAAGGAAAAGUAUGAUAAGAUUCGUGAGAAGAAGUUAUCAACUCCCUUUGAGACGCUUUGCAAGUCAUAUCCCGUGGAGUUCGCUGCUUACUUUCACUAUUGUCGCUCUUUGACAUUUGAUCAAGAUCCAGAUUAUGGAUUCUUAAAGCGUCUGUUUCGUGAUUUGUUCACUCGUGAAGGAUAUGAGUAUGACCAUUUAUUUGACUGGACCAUCCUAAAACAUCAGCAAACGCAACAGACAAGGAGACAAAAUCAAUCAUCACCUUCAGAUGCUGUGCCUAGCAGUCUAGAACCAGUGGUUAUGGAAAAGCAUUCAGGAGUAAAUAAUUCACCUCAAAUUACUGUAACAAAACUGCUAAGCAAUCUGGAUCGCCGUAUGCAGCCUAAGCCAUCCAAUGUUAAGAACAUGAAUGCCAAGAAUCAUACCGAAAAACAUACUGUAAACAAUGGCCCAUCCACUUCAUCUGCCAUGCCCAAAUCAACUGCAGAAAAUGUCUCCAAGCCUGACAGGCCCACAGGAACCUCAAACCUAGGUCGUGUAUUUGGGGGUAACUCCCAUGUUUCAAGCAGCUGGAUUCCUUCAUUACGUCGAAUUUCUUCAGCCAAAUAGUGACAGUAUUUUGGAGGAGUCACUUAGAGCUUCUUUUUAAUUUUACUAUUGCUAAUGUCAUGCCGCUCAAUUCACCAGAGGAACAGUAAACUGUAAUUACGAUCAAGAUUCUUUGACAUGAUUAACUUCCUUCACAUGGCACCGUCCUACCAAAUGUAAUGGAUGGUCCCACUUUAAGAGUUGGAAAGAUGGAAACUACCUAAGUUUAACAUUUUGAAGAACGGGGUAAGCUGAUGUUUGUCAACACGAGGCUCAAGGUUGGUUGUAGACCUUAAAAUGUGAGACACAGUUUGGCUGGUUUAUAUUUUCUCUAUAACUGUGAUAAGUCAAACGUGCAUGAAUGAGGAGAAGCCACAAUCCCUUUUGGCCUAGUCAUUAUUUAAUUGCCUUUUGUUUUUCUUUCAAGCAUUUAGCACACAAAUUCGGUUGUCUUUUCUACUGUACAGUUAGGUUUGCUAGCAUACAAUUUGAUUGUACGUACCUGUUUCCUAACAAGUAAAUUAUUCACCAAUCAAUCCAAUUCAAAGUUUUAUGAAGUGAUAAUUUUGUUGACUUUGA
This is a messenger RNA of Cicer arietinum (chickpea), 2228 nucleotides long. RefSeq lists its product as uncharacterized. The record is from RefSeq and is a predicted model, not a curated record. Gene Ontology annotation, biological process: protein phosphorylation. NCBI's taxonomy places the organism in Eukaryota, Viridiplantae, Streptophyta, Magnoliopsida, Fabales, Fabaceae. Gene Ontology annotation, molecular function: ATP binding; protein kinase activity.